This is a messenger RNA of Moneuplotes crassus, 2127 nucleotides long. The record is from the annotation of a GenBank genome assembly. NCBI's taxonomy places the organism in Eukaryota, Ciliophora, Spirotrichea, Euplotida, Euplotidae.
AUGGCGGAUCUCCAACAAUAUCAGGGAAAUGUUGGAAUGUUUGAAACUAGUGACCCCAAACAAACCUUCAGAGAUUUCAUGCCACAAAUAGCUAACUUCUUUCUCAAAGAUGAGAACAAGGUGUUUCUUGUAGACCAGGAAGGACGAGUAAUUCACAAAGAUUUUACGAUAUGGGACACACUGACACCUCUGAUUCAUUCUAAAAUCUCAGGGACUAUUCCUAAGCUGGAUCUCAUCCCAGUUGGAGGAUGGAGAGAAGGAGACAAAAUGACUGAAAAGGAAAGAAAAUAGACAAGCUUAUCUCUUAGAGCAGGACGAAAGAAAUGCCAGAGAAGCUAAAAGAAUAAGAAAAGAGCUCAAGCAUGAGAAGCUCAAAAGGCAGAGAGAAGAAAUGCUUAAAAGACAGAGAAGUAAAAUGAAGAGUCUAUUCAAAUAGCAUUGUUAAAUUAAUUCUUCCCUUUAUCAUUGUGGUGAAUGCCAUAAACUUGAAUUCAUACCUCUACACUCAGCUCAAAUUCACUGGAUUCACUAAUAUCAACAAUGUGAAUAAAGAAAACCCCAUUUCUAACCAAGAUACAGUGGAGGAAACGAUAUUUGCAGAGUUUCUGAUUUGGCUCAAUCCCACAGGUUUGGAUUUUACCUAUGGAAGAUUUGAGAGACUGGUUCCAUUUCAACUUUACCAAGUAAGAGCAAAGUCAAACAGCUGAAUUUUCGGACCCAAUGAGAUGAAGUCUAAGUUUCCCUGGGCUGAAGAUAAAUGAUCAGACAUAUUCCAAAAUUCUAAUUCUGAAACAGCCUAUGGUACAAAAGAAAAUGGGUACAUAUUCUCUAAGAAGAAGGGAAGAACUAACAAUGCUAUUGUUGACAACUACGCCCAAAGCGGCUUUGUGUAUGAGUAUUCGGCAGAAUUUACUGAUGAGGGAAAUAAAACUAUUAUCCAGAUGAUUGCAGAAAUGAGAGCAAACAACUGGAUUGAUCUGCAGACAAAGGCAAUUAUAGAUAAAUAAGGUUUACCUCCACAAGAACACAGGAUCUUACCAAGUCGUCUUUAUUACAUGGGAGAUUGUGCUUGAUCAUGUAAUAAGAUCACUCAAUUCAUUCAUCAUUACACCAAUGUUUGCUUCAACUAUAGAAGUGACAACUUGCAUUCUAAGUCUUCUAGCAACAAUAGCAAUACUGAUAGUUUCAUUGCUUGACCUCUACAAUCCAUACAUAUUCAGAGAACGCAUGGAAAAACUAAGAUUCAAAUUAGAAGAAGCAAUAAACAGAGAAAUUAUAUUGAAGCAAGAAAAAAGAGAGAGAAAUUCAUCUAUACAUUCUGAAGAAGACAUUUACUUCAACGAAAUAAAGGAGGAUCCUUCAAAGUUUGUUAAACGAGAAGUUGAGAAAAGAAUAAGCAGAUGGAAGAGGCUCAUAUACCACUUCAGACUCCCUAAUAUAUUCGAAGGCAUCACUCUUCUAUUCCUAAUCUCAUACUGGCUGAACUUCAUUCUGAAGAUAAUUUUCCACAUUUUGUUCACAAACCUCGAGCCCACAGAGGGAGAAUACAUAGACUUUUUGACACUGGAGAUAUUCCAGUACUGUAUAUUCUCCUUUGACUACCUGAAUGCUGCCAGUCUUUCAGCAGUGCUGAUCUGAUACACUACUUUUUGGCUGGAGCCUUUGAGACUUGUGGUGCAGUAUCUCUCCAAGUUCAUUUACAAAUACCUUGUGCCCAUCACCACUCUACUACUCUGCACAUCCCUAAUCUCAGCUUUCUUCCUCAUGAGUAUCUUCGGUCUCUACCUCUUUGGCUUCGAGGACUAUGUCCACUCCUUACUAGUCGCAAUCCUGCUCUUUACUCGUGGAACUAUUAACCAUAAUUACCAACACAGAAACCUGACUGAGAACGACAUAUACUUGCUCCACAGAGUUCCCCACACGUUGCUGUUCGUGACUGUGAUCCCUUUCGGGUACAUUAUUAGGUACUUCAUGGUCAAUCUUUCAGUGGCGAGCCUGAUGACGGAGAUACAUAAGGCAAGAGAGGAUAUGAAGAAAGAGAAACAGAAGAAGAUGGAAGAAGAGGCCAAGCAAAGGGAAGAGGAAGAGGAAGAAUAAGAGAAAGAGGAGUAUCGAGGAGAAUUUAGG